AGGGAUACCCCCUGACCAGAUUGGAAACCUUGGUUUACAUGCGGUUAUUUGGUAUAUAGCCCUCAUUCUUUCCUCUUUACUUUCAUUCAGUAUAGGAUAUAUACUUCAUUUUAUACCACCUAGAUUUCGGGACGUUCCUUGGCUAGAUAAUUAUAUAACAGAGGAGCAUAUCGAUGACAAGGGUGACACUUGGAAAGCUAAGAGAGAAGUUGCCUUGCUAAAAUUUGAGCAUAUCAGUACUCUGGUUCAUUCUACAGUUCCAGAACAUUUUCUCAAGAAGAGAAAGGAGGAAGAUUACUAUGAAGCCAAGUAUAAGAGAUUGACCUGUACGGGUAAAAUAAUAGAAACCAUAAAUAAGGGAAUAUACUUUGUCUGCUAUAUCUGUUCUGUUGCUUUUAACCUUCAGGCUUUAAUUUUAAUGGAUUUGGAUUUCCAUUCAUUUGAGUUCUGGACUGUUGUGAUUUCAGCUUCAGCAGCCAUAUCCAUAUCUUGUUAUCUAGUUCUGAUGGUAGUUUGUCAGAGUUGUCAAACCCCUCAAACUACUCCUGUUCUUUCAAGGAUACUUAUACCCUUCCUUCUCAGUUCGGGAAUUCGGCAGUUGUUGGAUCUUUCAAAGAAUUAUCGUGACACCUUGUCCUUUGUGUACAUCUACCUCAUUCUUCUCUUCAUCUUCACAAUCUUUCAAAUCAUUGCAGUAGCUGCUAAAAGAUGUUCUUACGAGAAAACAGUGGACUAUUUUCUUCUCCGCUUUCUUCACUACAAUUUCUUCCAAGCGGAGGGAUCUUAUAAAAAAGUAGUUCGGCUCUUUGAUACAAUGGGGAGUUUUUUCGCAUUAACUGGAUUAGUUAUAGGACUAUGCUCUGUAUUUUUGGAUCAGUAUGAUCUAGAUUUUGAACCUAUUGGUGACCUGAAUACUCUUGUUGAAGGGUUUAACCAGUUCUCAGGAGGAAUCAGGAAGGUGGAGGAAGUUUUGAGAAAUGUGAUAAAAGAGUUUGAUUUUGAGGUCACUUGUGAACAUAUUUAUACCUCUAUAGCAUCAGGGACUCUGGCAGGAAUAUUUUUGAGCCUCGUUCCAGGAGCCAGCUCUGCAGCAGCUAUAGGGUCUAAAACUGCUAUUUACACCGUUAAGGUUGGAAGUGCUCUAAGUAAACUUGCAAAGUUGCUGAAGACGACAGCUAAAAAGCUGUGGGAUAUCCAGAAAAUUAUCAGACGUGUGACAAAGCUUACUUUUGGAGCUUUCAAAACUUUUACCGUUGGAUCUUCUUCCUUCACUCUUCUCAAACUUCUCCCGUUUCUUCCUCCAGUUGUCAUAGGGAUUUAUAUCAUUUUCUCAGCUUUCUGGCCUCAAAGAAUUCUUUUCUUCUCCGCUAAACAAAGAAGAAAAUUCAUCAAUGGACAGUUUCUGGGUUGGUUAUUGGCAAUCGUUCUUCUAGUUCUAGCGCUGUCAAUAAAUACUGCAUUAGUGGACGAACUUGUACGCGUGUUCGAUGACGCUCUUCCCUUGGUGAAGGUUCAUCUACUGAAGCGCCUUGGGUGGAAGCUCUCACUUGCCGCGUCAUCUUUUGCAAUAGCGUCGUCUUUGUUUUUCUUCAUGGCGUUCUUGAUUCUAAAAAUAAAGACGGAUAAAAACCAUGAUAAUUUAACCAACGAGGAGGAGGAUUGGAGACAAGAAUUAGAAAAGAGACACUUGGUUUCAUUUUCAACUCCUUUUGGUCCAAAAAUAGAGAAGAAAAAUAUGAUAAGAUACAAGAAGGAGAGGAUCGGACCCUGGACCUGGAUCCUACCAAUUGUACUGUGUACAAUAGCUUGUGGGUUCAGCGUGCUGGCCAACCUGUAUCCUAAAAUAGAUAUGUACAGAGAACCUAAGGGAACCUUUGGACGGACCAUUGAUGCAAUAUUCUCUAAAAUAAGUUUGUAUGAAGACGAGAUGACCCGAGUUCGUGAAUAUGGAGAGAGAGAAUGCCUCCCCUGGCAGACCCUGGGGGACGUGUUCUCCGAGACCCUGCAGCAGAGGAGCAACAUCCUCAUGAACCCCAUCAAUACCUUCUUCAACAGGACAGAGAACCUUUUCAGACCAUUGAAACAGAUAAUUACGAGAACAAGAAAACAGCUGAUUGCUGAUCUUGGUGAUGAUCUAUUUGGCGAGGAGGUCCUUAACUCUAUUGACACUUUGAAACUUCUAGAUCUAAGGUAUCUCGGCAUGCUCCUGUUGAUUCCUCGCCUCAUUAAUCUCAGCAUUCUCAUUUUCGGCAUGCUCACCAUGUCUGUAGCAACAUGCAGGAUGAUAAUUUGUGAAGCCGUUGAACCCAAGAAGCUGGUUGAUGCGUUCGGGGCAGUCACAACAUUUUCAGUCGUCUUCGUUUUGGGAACUCAGUUGGCGCUUUUCAAUGUUCUGGAGGAUUUUGGGAUACCGUUCUACAGAAUAACUGUUCGGUUUGGUUUGGGUUUUAUAUAUGAUCUUGUUUGUGAUGCAAUCAUGAUCUCAAUAUAUAUAGGAAUGAAGAAUGAAUUUUUCUUUGCAAUUCCUAAACGUAAAGUGACAAUCACCUAUUCCGUCCCUGGAGUCUCAGAUGAAGGACCUAAUAUCCGGGGACAAGUCAUCUAGGAAGUCAAUUGGUGGACUUAAAUGACAAGUCAUUUAGGAAGUCAAUUGGUGGACUUAAAUGACAAGUCAUUUAGGAAGUCAAUUGGUGGACUUAAAUGAUAAGUCAUUUAGGAAGUCAAUUGGUGGACUUAAAUGACAAGUCAUCAAGGAAGUUAAUUGGUGGACUUAAAUGACAAGUCAUUUAGGAAGUCAAUUGGUGGACUUAAAUGACAAGUCAUCUAGGAAGUUAAUUGGUGGACUUAAAGGACAAAUCAUUUAGGAAGUCAAUUGGUGGACUUAAAGAACAAGCCAUUUAGGACUUAAAGGGACUGCAGAUGUUAUUUCAAGUGACUCUCCAUCUGUAGAUUGGUUUGUCCGAUUUAUAAUGGUACCCUUCAAAGCUUUGUAUGAGCUAUCCGUGCUUGCUGCAUAAAAUCCCGAAGUCACAUAACAUAACUAAAUUUUUGUUUAAAACAUGAAUAUAAUUUUUACAAGGAAAACCGUACGAAUUUUGAACUUUGGGAAAUAACGUGAACAGUCCCCUUAAAGAUUAAAGAUUAAAGAUUUAAAGUUUGGUGUUGAUAUAGAGUAAAUAAAGUAGAUGUUUAUUCCAUAUCUGAUUGAAAAUAUAAUUCGAUCUGGGUUAACAGUCGUCAGUUCUAAUUAUAUAAUAACCAUCAAAAUCAAUAUUAAAAAAAAUGUUCAAAAAUAACAAUAAAUUCAGAUAGAAAAAUGGAAACUAUUAUCCAGAUUAUGGUAUGGAAAAAUAGAAACUAUUAUCCAGAUUAUGAUAUGGAAAAAUGGAAACUAUUAUCCAGAUUAUGAUAUGGAAAAAUGGUAACUAUGAUCCAGAUUAUGAUAUGGAAAAAUAGAAACUAUUAUCCAGAUUAUGAUAUGGAAAAAUGAAAACUAUGAUCCAGAUUAUGAUAAGGAAAAAUAGAAACUAUUACCCAGAUUAUGAUAUGGAAAAAUGGAAACUGUGAUCUAGAUUAUGAUAAGGAAAAAAACAAACUAUUAUCCAGAUUAUGAUAUGGAAAAA
Messenger RNA from Eurytemora carolleeae, 3623 nucleotides. RefSeq lists its product as uncharacterized. The coding region runs from base 419 to 2605 and encodes 728 amino acids. The transcript is spliced from 31 exons. NCBI's taxonomy places the organism in Eukaryota, Metazoa, Arthropoda, Copepoda, Calanoida, Temoridae. The record is from RefSeq and is a predicted model, not a curated record.